Trichosurus vulpecula (common brushtail) is the source of this 5465-nucleotide messenger RNA. RefSeq names its product exportin 5 (gene XPO5). Lineage: Eukaryota; Metazoa; Chordata; Mammalia; Diprotodontia; Phalangeridae. Gene Ontology annotation, cellular component: RNA nuclear export complex; nucleus; cytoplasm. The record is from RefSeq and is a predicted model, not a curated record. Gene Ontology annotation, biological process: protein export from nucleus; RNA export from nucleus. The coding region runs from base 348 to 3977 and encodes 1209 amino acids. The transcript is spliced from 32 exons. Gene Ontology annotation, molecular function: small GTPase binding; nuclear export signal receptor activity; RNA binding.
UACAGAGGGCGCUUGCGCAGUGGCUGGACCCGAGUGCGUGCGCCGUGGCGGGGCAGCGGCGCGUGCGCAGGGUGAAUUCCUUCCCUCCCCUUCUCCUUCGCUCCUCCUCCUCCUCCUCUUCCUCCUCCUCCUCUUCCUCCUCCUCCUUUUCCCCCCCUCCCCACUUGGAGCGGUUGGUGCUAGCUCCCCCACAGCUCCGCGGCUCUCCUCUGCUCCCGGUCUCACCCGGGCGCUGUUGCGUGGUGCGGCCCCGGCGUGUGAGCCCUUGCGGCCCUGGUUGCGGCUAGAGUGCUAGUUGCCUCGUGCUCCGGGGGGUCGGCGCGCGCCGCACGGGGGGGAUUCUCGCCAUGUCGACGGAUGAAGUGAACGGUCUGUGCGAGCAGCUGGUGAGGGCGGUGACGGUCAUGAUGGACCCGAGCUCCACCCAGCGUUACCGCCUCGAGGCCCUCAAGUUUUGUGAAGAGUUUAAAGAAAAGUGCCCCAUCUGUGUCCCAUGUGGCCUGAAGUUGGCUGAGAAAACACAAACUCCUAUAGUUAGACACUUUGGCCUUCAGAUCCUGGAACAUGUUGUCAAGUUUCGGUGGAACAACAUGUCUCGCCUGGAGAAGGUGUUUCUAAAGAACAAUGUCAUGGGGCUGAUAUCAAGCGGGACUCAAAAUAUUUUGGAGGAAGAAAGCCACAUUAAAGAUGUUUUGUCUAGAAUUGUGGUGGAAAUGAUCAAGCGGGAAUGGCCACAGCACUGGCCUGACAUGCUGAAAGAAUUGGACACCCUCUCCAAACAAGGGGAAACACAAACAGAACUAGUGAUGUUCAUCCUUCUGCGAUUGGCAGAGGAUGUGGUGACUUUUCAAACACUGCCCCCUCAGAGAAGAAGGGACAUCCAGCAAACACUAACCCAGAACAUGGAAAAGAUCUUUAGCUUUCUGCUUAAUACCCUUCAACAGAACGUGAAUAAAUAUCGGCGAAUGAAAACAGAUACUUCCCAGGAGCCAAAGGCCCAGGCUAACUGCAGGGUAGGGAUAGCAGCACUCAACACCCUGGCAGGCUACAUUGACUGGGUAGCCAUGAACCACAUUACAGCUGAAAACUGCAAACUCCUGGAGAUGCUGUGCUUGCUUCUGAAUGAACCCGAACUUCAAGUAGGAGCGGCUGAAUGUCUCCUAAUUGCAGUCAGCAGGAAGGGUAGGUUGGAAGACCGGAAACCCUUAAUGGUCUUGUUUGGAGAUGUUGCCAUGCAUUACAUACUCUCCGCUGCUCAGACUGCUGAUGGUGGAGGCCUGGUAGAAAAACACUAUGUUUUCUUGAAGAGACUCUGUCAGGUCUUGUGCGCUUUAGGCAGCCAACUGUGUGCUUUACUGGGCACCGAUUGUGAUGUUGAAACACCAGCCAACCUUGGAAAAUACUUGGAGUCUUUUCUGGCUUUUACAACUCAUCCAAGCCAGUUUCUGCGAUCAUCAACUCAGAUCACUUGGGGAGCCCUUUUCCGGCAUGAAAUCUUAUCCCGGGACCCUCUGCUUUUAGGAAUGAUCCCCAAAUAUCUCCGUGCCUCUAUGACUAACUUGGUGAAGAUUGGCUUUCCCUCUAAAACAGAUAGCGCUAGCUGUGAAUAUUCUCAAUUUGACUUUGACAGUGACGAGGACUUCAAUGCCUUCUUCAACUCAUUCCGAGCUCAGCAGGGUGAGGUGAUAAGGAUGGCCUGUCGCCUGGAUCCCAAAACUGGUUUUCAAAUGGCUGGAGAGUGGUUGAAGUACCAGCUGUCAACACCUGUGGAUACUGGGCCAAUGAACUCUAGAACUGGAGAAGGCCUAUGUUCAAUCUUCUCUCCCUCUUUUGUGCAAUGGGAUGCCAUGACCUUCUUUUCAGAAAGUGUGAUUAACCAGAUGUUUCGAACAUUAGAUAAAGAAGAAAUUCCAGUGAAUGAUGGCAUAGAGCUGUUGCAGAUUGUACUGAACUUUAAUACCAAGGAUCCCCUCAUCUUGUCCUGUGUCCUCACCAAUGUUUCAGCACUCUUUCCAUUUGUCAGUUACAGACCAGAGUACCUUCCCCAGGUCCUUUCUAAGCUAUUUUCAUCUGUCACUUUUGAAAUCAUCGAGGAAAGUAAGGCUCCCAGGACUCGUGCUGUGAGGAACGUGAGAAGACAUGCAUGUUCUUCUAUCAUCAAAAUGUGUCGUGACUAUCCUCAACUUGUGCUGCCCAACUUCGACAUGCUUUAUAACCACGUAAAGCAACUGCUCUCCAAUGAGCUACUCCUGACACAAAUGGAAAAGUGUGCCCUUAUGGAAGCCCUGGUCCUAAUCAGCAAUCAAUUCAAGGACUACAAACGGCAGAAAAUUUUCCUGGAGGAGUUGAUGUCACCAGUUGCCAACCUCUGGCUUUCUGAAGAGAUGCAAAGAGUGUUAUCAGAUGCUGAUGCUUUUAUUGCCUAUGUGGGUGCUGAUAACAAAAUCUGUGAACCAGGCUUGGAAGAUGCCAAUGGUCUAAAUCGUUCACGAAUAAGUUUUUGUGUGUACACCAUUCUGGGCGUUGUAAAACGAGCUCGCUGGCCCACAGACCUGGAAGAGGCUAAAGCUGGAGGAUUUGUGCUUGGCUAUACUCCAAGUGGCAAUCCAAUCUUUCGAAAUCCUUGCACCGAGCAGGUCCUGAAACUUCUCGACAAUUUGCUUGCUCUCAUAAGAACCCACAAUACUUUGUAUACACCAGAGGUACUGGCUAAACUGGGAGAUAAUUUCUCAAAGGCUUUGGAUAUGCUCGAAGUAGAAAAGAAUGCUAUCUUGGGACUUCCUCAGCCUCUUCUAGAACUCUAUGACUCUCCUGUCUACAAAACAGUCUUGGAACGAAUGCAGGGUUUCUUUUGUACUCUUUAUGAGAACUGCUUGCAUAUCCUAGGGAAAGCAGGCUCUUCUAUGCAGCAAGACUUCUACACUGUUGAAGACCUAGCCACCCAGCUUCUUAACUCUGCCUUUGUCAACUUGAAUAGCAUUCCUGACUACCGACUCCGACCCAUGCUUCGGGUUUUUGUGAAACCUCUGGUGCUAUUCUGCCCUCCAGAGCAUUAUGAAGCCCUUGUAUCUCCCAUCCUUGGACCCCUCUUCACCUAUCUGCAUAUGAGGCUUUCCCAGAAAUGGCAAGUCAUCAACCAGAGGAGUUUACUGUGCGGCGAAGAAGAGACUGCAGAUGAAAAUCCAGAGUCUCAAGAGAUGUUGGAAGAACAGCUAGUGAGGCUGCUUACUCGUGAAGUUAUGGACCUGAUCACCGUUUGCUGUGUUUCAAAGAAAGGUGCUGAACACAAUACUACUACCAAUACCACCACCACCACCAAUACCAACGCCCCAGCUGAUGGAGAGGAUGAAGAGAUGGUUUGCACAGAGGUGGCCCCCUCAGCCAUGGCUGAGCUCACAGAUCUAGGCAAAUGUCUAAUGAAGCAUGAGGACGUGUGUACAGCACUGCUCAUCACAGCCUUCACUUCCCUAGCCUGGAAGGACACCUUGUCUUGCCAGAGGACCACCACCCAGCUCUGCUGGCCUCUGCUUAAACAAGUACUCUCGGGAACACUCCUCUCUGAUGCAGUAACAUGGUUUUUCACCAGUGUGCUAAAAGGUUUGCAGAUGCAUGGACAACAUGAUGGCUGUAUGGCUGCACUCGUCCACCUGGCCUUCCAGAUAUAUGAGGCACUGCGCCCCAGAUACCUGGAGGUGAGAGCUGUGAUGGAACAGAUCCCAGAAAUACAGAAAGAAUCUCUGGACCAGUUUGACUGCAAGCUGCUGAACCCAACAUUGCAGAAAAUUACUGACAAGCGCAGAAAGGAUCACUUCAAACGCCUCAUUGCUGGCUGUAUUGGGAAACCUCUGGGAGAACAGUUCCGCAAGGAGGUUCACAUUAAGAAUCUUCCAUCACUCUUCAAAAAACCAAAGCCGUUGCUGGAUUGUGAUGUGCUGGAAAGUGAGGAUGGAUGUUUGAGCACUAUCUUUGAACCCUGAUACGGCUUUUUGAGCAAUUUUCCCAGGCCUCAUUGUCAUCUCUUCUCCUUCCCCCUCAUAGCUAACCUGUAGCUCUUAUCUCCACUGCCUCCUCUUCCAGUGCUGACCUGGAGAAAGAACCAGGCUUGGAGAUGGAGAGCCAAUGAUUGGCUCCAAGAAGAGGCCAGAAACAAUUACAUUGGUGUCAUUUUCAAGGGAGUUAGGACUUUGGUUAUUGUCUAGUUCUCCCAAAAUGUCUCCUAACCCACUCAGAGCUCCAUAUCUGAGCAUUUUCAAGAGAAGCCAUGAGCAGAACUAUAGUUCCUUGUUGUCGUUUUUCCCCAUCUCCCUUUCUAAGUACCCUCUUUGCAGCAUAUGUAGAACAUGGGGUUGGGGUGUGUUUUAUCUAAACUCAGCAAGUCCUAGCCCUGCCACCAGUUUGUGGCCGCACUGCAGGCCACUGGUGGGUAUGCCUUUUCUUGGCAACUCCAGCCCACAUACUGGGGAAUGGGAGGCAGACCUAUUUAUUGCUGGAUUGGGAGGGUAGCAAGUGAAGUGCAUUCAUGGCAUCUUGAACUGUAGGAGGGGUACAGACUGUUUAGAAUUGGCUACGGCCAAACCCAGGUCCUCACCUCAGGGCCCCUUGGCUCCCCUAUGUCAAGGGAAGCCUUCCAAUCACUAAUGAGGAUGACAUCUGCUGCUCAUCACUAAUGACUAGUGGGUAUCAUUCCCUCAUUAGCAAGGGAUCCUCAGGAGAAAUAGCCACAAUCCCUAACCGUUUCACUUGAUGCUCACGUGCUCCAUGGGCAUCCAAGGUUAUUGACAGAACAAGGCAGCAUCUAUUCCUAUGAGCUGGCCGAGCCCAUUGGCCUUUUCUCCCAUGCCUUGGCCCUUGUGGCUUGGUUCCCACGUAGCCUAGCUCAGGUGCCUUUAAUAAGUUCAUGGCUUCUGAAGUUUCAACUGCCUACAGGAUAUUUUCCUCAUAAGUACCACCAUUCAAUCAGGGCUCGUGAGAGCUGCCAAAGUUUUGGAAAUUCAUCCUAGGGUUAUAACAAAGGGUAAACAUCCAGGCCUCCUCUAAAAUCUAAACCUAAAAUGAGCUGGACAUAUCUGGCAAGAGGAUUCUGUAGUUAUGGACCCAUAGGAUAGAGAAGGAGGGAAAACUGGGAGAAGGGGUUUCAAAUCCAGUGUAUCUAUCUGUAUUGCACAGACUUCCUGUCCUCCACACACACUCGUGUUCUGUUGUAGUAUUUAAGUUUUUCUGUUGAUCACAAAGUCAGUUUUGGAACAUGCCUUCUAUACUAGCUUUGACUACUGCCUCAGUGGGACACUUUAUACUUGUGUGUGGUUGGGGCCAUGAAGGGAACAGUUGUAUUUAUUGUGUUGUGAUAUUUUUUAACAUCUUGUGAUUUCAUGCUAGUUUUUCAUUGUUUUUAGAGCCUUUUUGUAGAAACAUUAACUGAGGCACAUGUCUGCAUGUCAGUAAAAAAUCUUGAGUUUGAUACACGA